AUGAGUUGGAGAUUUUAUCCGUUUGUGGUCGCCAUUCUUGUCGCAACUCUUGCGUGUAACUUGUAUGCCCACGGACCUGAAGAGUAUAUUUCGGAAAAUUCCAGAGCAAAACGGAGCACAGAACAAAUCAGCUUGGAGGAGAAAAUACGCAAACGGCGUGCGGCAAAGAAGAAUAAUCAUGGCAAAGGGCACCCAAUAGGUCAUGUGCAACCAUCACCAGACAUGCUCGAAAUAUCUGCCCCCAUCUGUCAAGAAGAAGGAGUAGUGCUCACCCAGGGGGACAACAACUAUUUUAUGAAAUGCCAAAGAAAUCCCAACACCGCAAAAGCCGAAUCAGCGUCCCAGCAAUCAAAUCAACUGGCAUCAGCUCAAAACUUCCAAUCCGCCCAAAGUUCAGGAGCUAGUUCCAUCAGUGGUCAAUCAUCCGGUUUCAGCAAUGUCGCUGGUUCAUCAAUGGUUCAAGUUCAAUCAGGUGCUGUAUCUCAGCAAGGUGCAAUGACGGGUAGCCAAGCAGCAUUUGGGCAAGCUUCUGGAGCUAGUUCCAUGAGUGGUCAAACUCAAGGAUUUGCGGCUAUGGGUGGGCGAUCUAUGGGAGCAGCGCACGCAGGAGGGCACGCUCAGCAUGGAGCAAUGGUGGCUGGUGGUCAUGUGGCGGGACAGAGUCAAGCAUUUGGAAACCAGGCCGGAUCUUCUUCAAUGGCGGGACAGGCUUCUGGAUUUGCAAAUGCGGGCGGGGCUACAAUGGGACACGCUCAACAAGGCGCAAUGUCUCAACAUGGAGCAAUGGCAGGUCAGUCAUCUAUGCAUGGUCAAAACUCUGGGGCCUCAAUGGCUGCAGGUCAGCACAGUGGAUUCCAAGGAAUGGGAGGACGCUCCAUGGGUGGCGUGCAUUCCGGUGGUCAGGCUACUCAUGGAAUAAUGAACGCCCAAGGCCAUACGGCAGGCCAAUCUCAGUCAUUCGGAAGUAAAUCUGGUUCGUCAUCCGUCAGUGGCCAAUCAUCCGGUUUCAGCAAUGCCGGCGGUUCUUCAAUGGGACAAGUUCAAUCAGGUGCUGUAUCUCAGCAAGGUGCAAUGAUGGGUAGCCAAGCAGCAUUUGGGCAAGCUUCUGGAGCUAGCUCGAUGAGUGGUCACAGUCAAGGAUUUGCGGCUAUGGGUGGGCGAUCUAUGGGAGCAGCAAACGCAGGAGGGAACGCUCAGCAUGGAGCAAUGGUGGCUGGCGGUCAUGUGGCGGGACAGAGUCAAGCAUUUGGAAACCAGGCCGGAUCUUCUUCAAUGGCGGGGCAGGCUUCUGGAUUUGCUAAUGCGGGCGGGGCUACAAUGGGACACGCUCAACAAGGCGCAAUGUCUCAACAUGGAGCAAUGGCAGGUCAGUCAUCUAUGCAUGGUCAAAACUCUGGGGCCUCAAUGGCUGCAGGUCAGCACAGUGGAUUCCAAGGAAUGGGAGGACGCUCCAUGGGUGGCGUGCAUUCCGGUGGUCAGGCUACUCAUGGAAUAAUGAACGCCCAAGGCCAUACGGCAGGCCAAUCUCAGUCAUUCGGAAGUAAAUCUGGUUCGUCAUCCGUCAGUGGCCAAUCAUCCGGUUUCAGCAAUGCCGGCGGUUCUUCAAUGGGACAAGUUCAAUCAGGUGCUGUAUCUCAGCAAGGUGCAAUGAUGGGUAGCCAAGCAGCAUUUGGGCAAGCUUCUGGAGCUAGCUCGAUGAGUGGUCACAGUCAAGGAUUUGCGGCUAUGGGUGGGCGAUCUAUGGGAGCAGCAAACGCAGGAGGGAACGCUCAGCAUGGAGCAAUGGUGGCUGGCGGUCAUGUGGCGGGACAGAGUCAAGCAUUUGGAAACCAGGCCGGAUCUUCUUCAAUGGCGGGGCAGGCUUCUGGAUUUGCUAAUGCGGGCGGGGCUACAAUGGGACACGCUCAACAAGGCGCAAUGUCUCAACAUGGAGCAAUGGCAGGUCAGUCAUCUAUGCAUGGUCAAAACUCUGGGGCCUCAAUGGCUGCAGGUCAGCACAGUGGAUUCCAAGGAAUGGGAGGACGCUCCAUGGGUGGCGUGCAUUCCGGUGGUCAGGCUACUCAUGGAAUAAUGAACGCCCAAGGCCAUACGGCAGGCCAAUCUCAGUCAUUCGGAAGUAAAUCUGGUUCGUCAUCCGUCAGUGGCCAAUCAUCCGGUUUCAGCAAUGCCGGCGGUUCUUCAAUGGGACAAGUUCAAUCAGGUGCUGUAUCUCAGCAAGGUGCAAUGAUGGGUAGCCAAGCAGCAUUUGGGCAAGCUUCUGGAGCUAGCUCGAUGAGUGGUCACAGUCAAGGAUUUGCGGCUAUGGGUGGGCGAUCUAUGGGAGCAGCAAACGCAGGAGGGAACGCUCAGCAUGGAGCAAUGGUGGCUGGCGGUCAUGUGGCGGGACAGAGUCAAGCAUUUGGAAACCAGGCCGGAUCUUCUUCAAUGGCGGGGCAGGCUUCUGGAUUUGCUAAUGCGGGCGGGGCUACAAUGGGACACGCUCAACAAGGCGCAAUGUCUCAACAUGGAGCAAUGGCAGGUCAGUCAUCUAUGCAUGGUCAAAACUCUGGGGCCUCAAUGGCUGCAGGUCAGCACAGUGGAUUCCAAGGAAUGGGAGGACGCUCCAUGGGUGGCGUGCAUUCCGGUGGUCAGGCUACUCAUGGAAUAAUGAACGCCCAAGGCCAUACGGCAGGCCAAUCUCAGUCAUUCGGAAGUAAAUCUGGUUCGUCAUCCGUCAGUGGCCAAUCAUCCGGUUUCAGCAAUGCCGGCGGUUCUUCAAUGGGACAAGUUCAAUCAGGUGCUGUAUCUCAGCAAGGUGCAAUGAUGGGUAGCCAAGCAGCAUUUGGGCAAGCUUCUGGAGCUAGCUCGAUGAGUGGUCACAGUCAAGGAUUUGCGGCUAUGGGUGGGCGAUCUAUGGGAGCAGCAAACGCAGGAGGGAACGCUCAGCAUGGAGCAAUGGUGGCUGGCGGUCAUGUGGCGGGACAGAGUCAAGCAUUUGGAAACCAGGCCGGAUCUUCUUCAAUGGCGGGGCAGGCUUCUGGAUUUGCUAAUGCGGGCGGGGCUACAAUGGGACACGCUCAACAAGGCGCAAUGUCUCAACAUGGAGCAAUGGCAGGUCAGUCAUCUAUGCAUGGUCAAAACUCUGGGGCCUCAAUGGCUGCAGGUCAGCACAGUGGAUUCCAAGGAAUGGGAGGACGCUCCAUGGGUGGCGUGCAUUCCGGUGGUCAGGCUACUCAUGGAAUAAUGAACGCCCAAGGCCAUACGGCAGGCCAAUCUCAGUCAUUCGGAAGUAAAUCUGGUUCGUCAUCCGUCAGUGGCCAAUCAUCCGGUUUCAGCAAUGCCGGCGGUUCUUCAAUGGGACAAGUUCAAUCAGGUGCUGUAUCUCAGCAAGGUGCAAUGAUGGGUAGCCAAGCAGCAUUUGGGCAAGCUUCUGGAGCUAGCUCGAUGAGUGGUCACAGUCAAGGAUUUGCGGCUAUGGGUGGGCGAUCUAUGGGAGCAGCAAACGCAGGAGGGAACGCUCAGCAUGGAGCAAUGGUGGCUGGCGGUCAUGUGGCGGGACAGAGUCAAGCAUUUGGAAACCAGGCCGGAUCUUCUUCAAUGGCGGGGCAGGCUUCUGGAUUUGCUAAUGCGGGCGGGGCUACAAUGGGACACGCUCAACAAGGCGCAAUGUCUCAACAUGGAGCAAUGGCAGGUCAGUCAUCUAUGCAUGGUCAAAACUCUGGGGCCUCAAUGGCUGCAGGUCAGCACAGUGGAUUCCAAGGAAUGGGAGGACGCUCCAUGGGUGGCGUGCAUUCCGGUGGUCAGGCUACUCAUGGAAUAAUGAACGCCCAAGGCCAUACGGCAGGCCAAUCUCAGUCAUUCGGAAGUAAAUCUGGUUCGUCAUCCGUCAGUGGCCAAUCAUCCGGUUUCAGCAAUGCCGGCGGUUCUUCAAUGGGACAAGUUCAAUCAGGUGCUGUAUCUCAGCAAGGUGCAAUGAUGGGUAGCCAAGCAGCAUUUGGGCAAGCUUCUGGAGCUAGCUCGAUGAGUGGUCACAGUCAAGGAUUUGCGGCUAUGGGUGGGCGAUCUAUGGGAGCAGCAAACGCAGGAGGGAACGCUCAGCAUGGAGCAAUGGUGGCUGGCGGUCAUGUGGCGGGACAGAGUCAAGCAUUUGGAAACCAGGCCGGAUCUUCUUCAAUGGCGGGGCAGGCUUCUGGAUUUGCUAAUGCGGGCGGGGCUACAAUGGGACACGCUCAACAAGGCGCAAUGUCUCAACAUGGAGCAAUGGCAGGUCAGUCAUCUAUGCAUGGUCAAAACUCUGGGGCCUCAAUGGCUGCAGGUCAGCACAGUGGAUUCCAAGGAAUGGGAGGACGCUCCAUGGGUGGCGUGCAUUCCGGUGGUCAGGCUACUCAUGGAAUAAUGAACGCCCAAGGCCAUACGGCAGGCCAAUCUCAGUCAUUCGGAAGUAAAUCUGGUUCGUCAUCCGUCAGUGGCCAAUCAUCCGGUUUCAGCAAUGCCGGCGGUUCUUCAAUGGGACAAGUUCAAUCAGGUGCUGUAUCUCAGCAAGGUGCAAUGAUGGGUAGCCAAGCAGCAUUUGGGCAAGCUUCUGGAGCUAGCUCGAUGAGUGGUCACAGUCAAGGAUUUGCGGCUAUGGGUGGGCGAUCUAUGGGAGCAGCAAACGCAGGAGGGAACGCUCAGCAUGGAGCAAUGGUGGCUGGCGGUCAUGUGGCGGGACAGAGUCAAGCAUUUGGAAACCAGGCCGGAUCUUCUUCAAUGGCGGGGCAGGCUUCUGGAUUUGCUAAUGCGGGCGGGGCUACAAUGGGACACGCUCAACAAGGCGCAAUGUCUCAACAUGGAGCAAUGGCAGGUCAGUCAUCUAUGCAUGGUCAAAACUCUGGGGCCUCAAUGGCUGCAGGUCAGCACAGUGGAUUCCAAGGAAUGGGAGGACGCUCCAUGGGUGGCGUGCAUUCCGGUGGUCAGGCUACUCAUGGAAUAAUGAACGCCCAAGGCCAUACGGCAGGCCAAUCUCAGUCAUUCGGAAGUAAAUCUGGUUCGUCAUCCGUCAGUGGCCAAUCAUCCGGUUUCAGCAAUGCCGGCGGUUCUUCAAUGGGACAAGUUCAAUCAGGUGCUGUAUCUCAGCAAGGUGCAAUGAUGGGUAGCCAAGCAGCAUUUGGGCAAGCUUCUGGAGCUAGCUCGAUGAGUGGUCACAGUCAAGGAUUUGCGGCUAUGGGUGGGCGAUCUAUGGGAGCAGCAAACGCAGGAGGGAACGCUCAGCAUGGAGCAAUGGUGGCUGGCGGUCAUGUGGCGGGACAGAGUCAAGCAUUUGGAAACCAGGCCGGAUCUUCUUCAAUGGCGGGGCAGGCUUCUGGAUUUGCUAAUGCGGGCGGGGCUACAAUGGGACACGCUCAACAAGGCGCAAUGUCUCAACAUGGAGCAAUGGCAGGUCAGUCAUCUAUGCAUGGUCAAAACUCUGGGGCCUCAAUGGCUGCAGGUCAGCACAGUGGAUUCCAAGGAAUGGGAGGACGCUCCAUGGGUGGCGUGCAUUCCGGUGGUCAGGCUACUCAUGGAAUAAUGAACGCCCAAGGCCAUACGGCAGGCCAAUCUCAGUCAUUCGGAAGUAAAUCUGGUUCGUCAUCCGUCAGUGGCCAAUCAUCCGGUUUCAGCAAUGCCGGCGGUUCUUCAAUGGGACAAGUUCAAUCAGGUGCUGUAUCUCAGCAAGGUGCAAUGAUGGGUAGCCAAGCAGCAUUUGGGCAAGCUUCUGGAGCUAGCUCGAUGAGUGGUCACAGUCAAGGAUUUGCGGCUAUGGGUGGGCGAUCUAUGGGAGCAGCAAACGCAGGAGGGAACGCUCAGCAUGGAGCAAUGGUGGCUGGCGGUCAUGUGGCGGGACAGAGUCAAGCAUUUGGAAACCAGGCCGGAUCUUCUUCAAUGGCGGGGCAGGCUUCUGGAUUUGCUAAUGCGGGCGGGGCUACAAUGGGACACGCUCAACAAGGCGCAAUGUCUCAACAUGGAGCAAUGGCAGGUCAGUCAUCUAUGCAUGGUCAAAACUCUGGGGCCUCAAUGGCUGCAGGUCAGCACAGUGGAUUCCAAGGAAUGGGAGGACGCUCCAUGGGUGGCGUGCAUUCCGGUGGUCAGGCUACUCAUGGAAUAAUGAACGCCCAAGGCCAUACGGCAGGCCAAUCUCAGUCAUUCGGAAGUAAAUCUGGUUCGUCAUCCGUCAGUGGCCAAUCAUCCGGUUUCAGCAAUGCCGGCGGUUCUUCAAUGGGACAAGUUCAAUCAGGUGCUGUAUCUCAGCAAGGUGCAAUGAUGGGUAGCCAAGCAGCAUUUGGGCAAGCUUCUGGAGCUAGCUCGAUGAGUGGUCACAGUCAAGGAUUUGCGGCUAUGGGUGGGCGAUCUAUGGGAGCAGCAAACGCAGGAGGGAACGCUCAGCAUGGAGCAAUGGUGGCUGGCGGUCAUGUGGCGGGACAGAGUCAAGCAUUUGGAAACCAGGCCGGAUCUUCUUCAAUGGCGGGGCAGGCUUCUGGAUUUGCUAAUGCGGGCGGGGCUACAAUGGGACACGCUCAACAAGGCGCAAUGUCUCAACAUGGAGAAAUGGCAGUGCAAUCAGGUGCUGUAUCUCAGCAAGGUGCAAUGAUGGGUAGCCAAGCAGCAUUUGGGCAAGCUUCUGGAGCUAGCUCGAUGAGUGGUCACAGUCAAGGAUUUGCUGCUAUGAGUGGGCGAUCGAUGGGGUCAGCUCAGCAGAGCGCAAUGUCUCAACAAUCUUCUAUUGCUAGCAGUGCUUCAUCGGCUUUACAAGGUUUGCUUAUAAAGUUUGACAGAUACUACUAA
Folsomia candida is the source of this 6780-nucleotide messenger RNA. Its product is annotated as hornerin-like. Lineage: Eukaryota; Metazoa; Arthropoda; Collembola; Entomobryomorpha; Isotomidae. The transcript is spliced from 49 exons. The coding region runs from base 1 to 6780 and encodes 2259 amino acids. The record is from RefSeq and is a predicted model, not a curated record.